Molecule: messenger RNA, 3884 nt
Organism: Microplitis mediator
Lineage: Eukaryota; Metazoa; Arthropoda; Insecta; Hymenoptera; Braconidae
Product: rabankyrin-5
Exons: 8
Coding region: 351-3743 (1130 amino acids)
Molecular function (GO): metal ion binding; protein binding
Source: RefSeq, a predicted model, not a curated record
GCACUUGUAAAGUGUAAUAGACAUCAGUAUUACCCACCUUGAAAAUUUAACUGCAUAAAUAAUAGGGGCGUUAUUAUUUAAUUGUCGAGUUUUAAUUAUCAACAACUAGAAUCCCAUUGAUAGAUAAAUUCAAAGUGCAAUGAUUUAGUGUAGUAACAAAUAAUAAAUCAAACGGUAUAACUAUUAUUGAAUAUUUGUCAAAAAUAAUCUUAAUCGCCUUAAUCUUAUCAACCGGUUCUGAGAAAUUGUCAAAAAAAAAAAAUAAAAUAAAGUAACUGUCAUGCGAUACAUUUAUAAAUCAUAGCCAGUGGGUUUGUUGAUUACUCAGUUAUUUCAGUAGACAUUUGACCAUGGACGAGACAAAUGAUUCACAAAAAUGGCAACAACAUUUGUCAUUACUCAGAACUCAGUAUGUAAAUCUUUAUACAGCAAAUACUGAAUUACAGCAAAAAUAUGCAAUCGCUACUGCAUCAAAACAAGAAUCUGGAUUUAUCGAACGAUUACUAGCAACAAUUGCUUCGCUUUAUGCUCAAAAACAAUACAGUGAUUUAACUAUUAAAUUAGUCAACAAUGAACUGCCAGCUCAUAAAUUUGUUUUAAAUGCUAGGAGUGAUUUUUGGAGUGAAAGUUCUCUAGCAAAUAUUUCAGUACUGGAUUGGAGUUAUUUGGAUGGAGAUGCUGGGUCCAUUCUCCUAAAAUGGAUUUACACAAGUACAGUAGAAAAAGAAAAUCUAACAUUAGAACUGAUGAAAGCGGCGUCUAAUUUUCAAUUAAAAGAAUUAGUAGAACAGUGUGAAACUUAUUUAAUUGGAACAGUAAGUCUCCGCGAUUGCGUGGCUCUUUAUACAGCAGCCGAAGAGUUGGGAGCUGAAAAAUUACGUGACUACUGUAGUUCAUUGAUAUCAACCCACUGGGACGAUUUAGCUGGAGAUGAUUUCAAAGAGAUGCCUGGUCCUCUUCUAUACGAAUUAUUAAAAACAAAGAGCGAAUUUCCAUUACAUUCAGCCGUCAGAUUAGAAAGAGAGGAUGUGGUUUUUUUGUAUCUAGUUGAACACAACGCCGAGCUCGCAACUGCAGUGAAUGCAGUAGAUCACAAAGGCCGACGUGCUCUAGAAGUCGCUUUAAAAUCCCGCCAACCUUCGCUGGCCCGUACUCUGGUGGAACAUCAAGCAGAUUUAAGCGCCAAAGAUUCCACUGGUUUGACGUUGCUCCAGUCAGCUAUUUACAAAGGCGACUCAUACGCUGCUGAGUUUAUAAUCGAGCAACUGGAGAACAGCGGCGCUUGUCAGAGACUUUGCGAUCCGCUGAGAUUAAACAUCAACAACAAAGACAACGUUGACGAAACUCUGAAACAGUUUGAAGGAUGUACUGUCCUUCACUUAGUGUCCAGACACAAUGCACCAGACAUGAUAGCUAUCGCAGCGAAACUUCUUCAGGCGGGCAUCGAUGAAAAUUUGCAAGACCAUCGCGGCUGGACGGCUUUGCACUGGAGUAUUUGGGAGAAACACGAGCCACUUUUUGAAUUACUUUUAGAUUCGAAAAAUAUUGAUCUUGACGUGACAACUAAAGAUGGACAUUCGCCGUUGGCUUUUGCUUUGAGAGCUGAUCCCUAUCACAAGAGUUUUGCUGAAAAAUUACUGUCACGUGGGGCAAAAUCAAAUUUAAUUUACAGUACGCGGGAUACUUUACUACAUAUUUUAGCUCAAGAGGGCAAAGAAGAAGCAGCUUUAUUUUUACUCAAACAUUCCAAAGAUGAUAAUUUAUCAAAGAAAUUAAAUGCUGAUGGAUUAACUGUACUGCAUGAAGCGUGCAAAGCUGGACUAGCAGAUUUGACUAAAUUAUUACUUGAGAAAGAUGACUCGGGAUUUUGUACAACCGCAAUUACUAAGACAACUGAACAAGUACCGCUGCAUUUAGCCGUAACAAAUUUACAUUAUCCAGUCGUACAGAUGCUGCUUGAGUUUUCAAAAAAUAAAAAAGAUCAGUUGGAUUGCAAAGACAGAGACGGAGAGACUCCAUUAAGUUUAGCAAUCAAGGCCCCACUUAAAAAAGGACGGGAAAUUGUUGCGGCUUUAAUAAAUGCCGGCGCGAAUAUUAAUGAAAAAAAUGAUAAAGGCUUGACGUUGCUGCAUCAAGCGAUUCUCAAAGAAGACUCAGCAACGGCAAUAUUUUUAUUGGAAAAUGGAGCAGACAUGAGCGCUAAGACAUCCGAUGAUGAGACACCUCUGCAGCUGAGUGUCCACUGUCGCUUGGGUGAAGUCGUCGAAGCUCUGUGUCGCCGUGGAGUCAACACGUCCGUGGGGUGUCCACUCUGGGACGCUUUGGACUCAGACCAAGAAGACACGGCGUCAAUUUUAGUUACCCAUGGCGCAGAUACUGACUGCUGGGGACCAGGACCCGAUGGCUGCCUUCAGACUCUUCUUCAUCGCGCUAUCGAUGACAAUAAAGAAGAAAUAGCGCAGUUUUUAAUACGCAGCGGCUGUGAUUUAAAUGCCACUAGAAAGCCAGGUCCCAAUGGCGAGGGAGGGGACGAAGCGCGAGACAAUUGCACUCCGCUGCAUCUCUGCUGUCAGUGGGGACUAGAACAAGUGGUACAGACCCUCGUCGAGCAUGGAGCCAACGUGAAUGCUCGCGACGCUGAAGGAAAAACUCCAAUACAUAUCGCUAUUCAAAAUCAACAUGCAGAAAUAAUUUCUCUGCUGUUGUGUCAUCCGAGCCUGGAUCUUUCAUUGAGGGACAAAAAAGGACUGAGUCCAUUUGCAACCGCCCUGACUGUCCGUAAUAAUAAAGCAGCUCAAGCGAUUCUCGAGAAACUCCCGAGUGCUGCUGAGCAGUUUGACAACAAAGGAAGAAAUUUUCUUCACAUGGCGAUUCAGAAAGGCGACAUGGAGAGCAUACUUUUCUUAUUAUCCAUCCAGGUUGACGUUAACUCACGCGUCCAAGACGUCACCCAAACGCCCCCGCUGCACCUGGCCGUAGCUUCAGGCAACGAAAUGCUCGUGCGCAGUUUAAUUCUCGCUGGAGCCAAAAUAAAUGACACUGAUGCCCACAGAAAUACUGCUCUGCACGCUGCUGCCAAAGCUGGUCACGCCGCGGUCGUAUCAGCGCUGCUGCAAAACAGCAUAAACUUCGACGCGGUAAAUACUGACGGUGACAACGCUCUUCAUGUUGCCGUACGUGAAGGACACGUCUCCGUAGUGAGAACUCUACUGACCGAGUGCACUCUCGACGCAGAGACGGUUAAUCUUAAAGGCAGAAAUCCUCUGCAUGAGCUCGCGAGAUGCGGUCGUGAUAAUGCCGCGACUAUUUGCGAACUUUUCCUCGAAUGUAUGGCGCAAUAUCCAAUUAACAAUGCAGAUGCUGAUGGCAACACACCGCUGCUGAUAGCCUACAUGAAAGGAAAUGGAAAUCUAUGCAGGACUCUUGUCAAAGCUGGUGCAUGUCUCGGCUCAAUGAAUAAAGACGGCGUUACAAUAUUUAAUUACCAAGUCGCUACCAAGCAAUUGCUCUAUCGACUACUUGAUUCGUUGACUCAAGAGGCUCCUUGGGCCGACAAAGAUAUUUGUCUAGAGUGUGGGACUAAAUUUUCUUUGACUAUGAGGAAGCAUCACUGCCGUCAUUGUGGAAGAAUAUUAUGCAGUAAAUGUUCUGGUCAGGACGUGCCAAUAGUUAAAUUUGGAUUAAAUAAACCCGUACGUGUUUGUGGAGUCUGCUUUGAUGUAUUGCAAAUAGGAGCAGAAUAAAAAUAUUAAAAUAUAAAAUAUAAAUAAUAUUAAUAAAUAAAUAAAUUAGUAUUUUUUUUUUGUAUAGAUAAAAAUUAAAGACUGGCAAUUAUGCUGCUAUCGUAUUGAAACGAAUAAAAAAAAUAAUAAUUAUAAUUCCAU